Molecule: messenger RNA, 704 nt
Organism: Blepharisma stoltei
Lineage: Eukaryota; Ciliophora; Heterotrichea; Heterotrichida; Blepharismidae
Source: the annotation of a GenBank genome assembly
AUGGAAAGUUUACACUCAGAAAACAAAAAAUAUCAGUGUAGCUACUGCAGUAAGGCCCUUUCGUCUAGCUCCAACCUUAUUUUAUUUUUAAAAAAUAUUAUAAUUUAUAUUUUUUUAAAUUUCAAAACAUCUUAAUUAAAACAAAUUUAAUAUUUUAAAAUCAAAGCUUUAAAUGAAUUAAUAUAGAUUUUAAUUAUAAAGGCCAUAAUUAUUAACCAAAUAUUUUUAUAUAGAAUAUUAUGUCCGCUAGAAUUGGAGAGAAGUAAGCAAAAUCUUAGAGAGCAUAUGUUCACCCACAGUGGUGAAAAGCCUUAUGUGUGUAAAGAAAAAGGAUGCGGAAUUAGAUUUCGUCAAGGAAGUCAACUCUCAGCACAUAAGAGGAUUCAUAAAGCUAUUCAUGGGAAGACGCAAAAGGUAGACUUUUAUGACAUCAAAGUAAGCGUUAAUUCAGCUAACUGAUAUCUUAUACUAUUUUUAUUAAUUUAAAACAAAGAUAGCUCGGCCACUGAUUUUUUCGAUAUAAAAAAUAAAAAAUCUAUAGUUUUUUUUAAAUAAAAAUUAAUUAAUAAGGCAUAAUAAAAUACCCAGAUUUCUUGGGUGAAAAAUUUAAAGGAAGUAGUACCCAGCCCACUUGCAUGAGAAUCAGUGUACCACUAAUCACGAAUCCGCAAGAAAAUACCGUGCUUCCUUCGGUUUUUCAAUAA